AUGUCUUUCCUUAACAACAUCAGGUCGACCAUCGAAAAUGGUAUUGAGAAACUUGAAGACGCCUUUGAGGGCCAGACCCAAUCAUAUACGCAUCGCGACAACCGAUUCCACAGUUUUGCUCCCCCGCGUACGGGAAACGAUGCAAAAUGGUUUGUCGACGGAUGUGGGUACAUGUGGGCGGUAUCUGUGGCUAUCGAAGAGGCUAGAGAAAGUAUUUGGAUCUUAGAUUGGUGGCUGAGCCCGGAACUCUACUUAAGGAGACCUCCUUCGGCAAACGAGAACUACCGCCUUGACCGUAUGCUUCUGGCUGCUGCCGAAAGGGGGGUGAAAGUAAACGUUAUUGUUUACAAGGAGGUUUCCCAAAUCCUUACCCUGUGCUCCGAGCACACCAAGAAAGCCCUGGAGCUUCACCCCAACAUUUCCGUCUUUCGCCAUCCAGAUCAUGCCCCCAGUAGUCAAAGCCUACAAUCCCAACUCGUAUCGGGAAUCAAGGACUUCUCAUUCAAAACGUUAGAUCUCGCUUCCCUCCCUUGUGACGGACUCAAAGCAAUUUACGGUGCAAGAGAUGAUAUCAUUCUCUAUUGGGCCCACCAUGAGAAGCUCUGCCUCAUUGAUGGCAAGAUUGCAUUUAUGGGAGGACUCGAUCUCUGCUUCGGGCGCUGGGAUACGAACGCCCAUCCAUUUGCAGAUGCCCACCCGACUGAUGUGGACCAGGCAUUAUUUCCAGGACAGGACUUCAAUAACGCUCGAGUAUAUGACUUUGAGGAUGUGACGCAUUAUAUGAACAAUAAGCUCGAUCGAACGAAGAAUUCAAGGAUGGGUUGGUCCGAUGUUUCUUUGUGCCUGCGAGGCCCUGUCGUUGAUGAUCUACGAGCACACUUUGUUCAGAGAUGGAACUACAUAUUCAAGGAGAAAUAUGACUUGAAGGGUGACAAAUAUACAGCUCUGUCUCUCACUCCUUCUGAGACAACUAGCGGCUAUUACAAGGAGGACGGGUCAAACGUUCAGGCUGGAAUUGAUGGGAAUUCUUUUCAUCUUCCUAGCAGAACAGGAAGUCUUUACGAUACCAUUCAUGAUGGCAUCACGAGCAAUAUCCCGCACUUCUCUCGGCACAACACACACUUGAAACCACCCUCAGGAGUCUCUGUACAGUUGGUGAGAAGCUGCACGCAAUGGAGUAACGGUGUUCCCCUUGAACACUCCAUUGCGAAUGCAUACAUUGAGGUCAUUCGGAAUAGUAAGCAUUUUGUCUAUAUCGAAAACCAAUUCUUUAUCACAUCCACCGGUGACAAGCAACGCCCGGUCAAAAACAAGAUAGGGGCAGCUCUCGUUGAGCGUAUUGUCCGUGCUCAUCAAGCCGGCGAGAAGUAUAAAGUUAUUGUCUGCAUGCCCUCAGUACCAGCAUUUGCAGGUGAUUUGCAUGCAGAAGACAGUUUAGGAACCCGUGCAAUCAUGGAAUAUCAAUACCAUAGCAUCUGUCGUGGGGGAUACAGCAUAAUGGAAGAGGUCCAGAAAGCUGGUGUUCCCGACGCAAAGCAAUACAUACGAUUUUAUAAUCUGAGGAAUUACGACCGGAUUAAUGCUGGUAAGGAUAUGUCUAACGUUGAGCAGGCUAGUGGUAUUGCCUUUGAAGAUGCUCGGAAAGAACAUGAUGAUAUCGUUGGCGCCGGUUACGAUGGUAAGGGGGAAGAAACGGGUGCCUUGCCUGGCCAGCCCAAUCCAGAAUACGACAGUUACCAGCAAGCGGCAUCACAAGUAGAGAAUACCAAGUAUGACAGUGUGUGCGAGUGUUAUAUGGACGGCGGCCCUUCUCUAAAAGAUAUCCCGUGGUCUGGGAGCGAGGAGGCUGAAAUGGAUGCUUUUGUUAGUGAAGAGCUUUAUAUUCAUUCGAAGGUACUCAUAGCCGAUGAUCGAGUCGUCAUCUGCGGAAGUGCCAAUCUCAACGACCGAUCACAGGUCGGUAGCCACGACUCGGAAAUCGCCGUCGUCAUUGAAGACCAUACUCUAAUCGACUCGGUCAUGAAUGGCCAGGCAUUCCAAGCCUCAAAAUAUGCCACUUCCCUCCGACGCCAGCUCUUUCGAAAGCAUCUGGGGCUCCUUCCCUGGCAGGAUUGGGCCAAACCAGAUGCAAAUUUCCUGCCUAUCGACAAAGAUCCUAAUGUUUACGACUGGGGGUCCCCCGCGGAUCUUCUAGUGCGAGACCCCCUCUCCCGCGAAUUCGCCAAUCUUUGGGAUAUUACAGCCUCUACGAACACAGAGGUAUUUACCAAGGCAUUCCACUGCGUGCCGGCCGACAACGUCCGGAACUGGAAAGACUACGAGGCGUUCUUUGGGGAUCUAUUUGUCUCCCCUGCCGAUAAGAAAAAUGAGAAGGAGAAGCCGGGUCCUAAAUAUGCAUAUGGGCAUAUCGUGAAGGAUGAGUUUCCUGGCGGUACGGCAGAGUUAAAGGAUUGGUUGGAUCGGGUUAGAGGGACGUUGGUCGAAAUGCCACUGCUGUUUAUGGAUGAGGUAGAUUUUGCGGUGGAGGGCUUGAAGUUCAAUGUUUUUACAGAUGAAGUGUACACGUGA
This is a messenger RNA of Venustampulla echinocandica, 2568 nucleotides long. RefSeq names its product putative phospholipase D1. Gene Ontology annotation, molecular function: D-type glycerophospholipase activity. The transcript is spliced from 5 exons. The coding region runs from base 1 to 2568 and encodes 855 amino acids. NCBI's taxonomy places the organism in Eukaryota, Fungi, Ascomycota, Leotiomycetes, Helotiales, Pleuroascaceae. The record is from RefSeq and is a predicted model, not a curated record. Gene Ontology annotation, biological process: intracellular signal transduction; cell motility; phosphatidic acid biosynthetic process.